Molecule: messenger RNA, 494 nt
Organism: Aspergillus uvarum CBS 121591
Lineage: Eukaryota; Fungi; Ascomycota; Eurotiomycetes; Eurotiales; Aspergillaceae
Exons: 1
Coding region: 147-425 (92 amino acids)
Source: RefSeq, a predicted model, not a curated record
UCGUUGGUUCCAUCCUUCGAGAAUAUACAGUCUGGAUGAUGCUGAAGUUGAGGAAGCUCGCAUUCAUAAAGAAGCGGGACCGUUGGAUAGACCCACUUGGUGUUCACUGCCAAAGUUGAGUGGGGCCGGUACUGUGCCUUAAGAGGAUGAGUGUUCGAUUCAUCGCGGUGGCCUUGAGCUACAAGGCAUUUGCUGCUGUCAAUGUGUGCCACGGCUGUUAUGUGCAGUGUCAAGCUUUCAGGCUGAGAAAACAAUACCUGCGGAAAUCCGAGGACUAUUUAUUCGGAUGCGAUGGAGUCAAGCCUAUGUGCACCCACUUUGUGUCCCUGACUGUCAUGCGAUUUCAGCUCAGAGGGCUCGGCCACACAUGUAGUCCAACCAGCAAUUUCGCCACUGAUCUGUUUUCAUAUCUUUUUAUCUUCUGAGAAGAUUGGCUGGCGUCGGGGGCGCUGCAUAUGUAAACAUUAUGUGACCACAUCAGUAUCUACCUGUUC